Messenger RNA from Macrobrachium nipponense, 1964 nucleotides. RefSeq names its product alkylglycerol monooxygenase-like. Gene Ontology annotation, molecular function: glyceryl-ether monooxygenase activity; iron ion binding. Bases 278 to 1609 code for a protein of 443 amino acids. Gene Ontology annotation, cellular component: endoplasmic reticulum. Gene Ontology annotation, biological process: lipid biosynthetic process. The transcript has 8 exons. NCBI's taxonomy places the organism in Eukaryota, Metazoa, Arthropoda, Malacostraca, Decapoda, Palaemonidae. The record is from RefSeq and is a predicted model, not a curated record.
CAAUGAUGCUUCUAAGCAGCGUUGGUUUAAUUAAACUGUCAGGAGUUGGCGUUCUGUAAGUGGCCAUGUCUCGCUCAGUCUAUAAGUUGAACUGUGGACGGAUGGUAGACUUAUAAGUCUAGGAUUUCUUCCAGCCUAGCUGCUCUUUGAGUCUAAGGCAGUAAGGGUCUAGGGGAAACUAUAUCUGGAAACCGGAAGGCGCUCCCUGGAAACUGGAAGGUGUGGUGACGCUUAUAGUGCCAAAAAUUAACCAUCUGAGGUUACAAUAGAAGACAAUAUGGCGUCAUCUCUGCUAGCCAGACUCGGUACUUUCUUUUACUUGGUUCAUCCCAACACGACGAGCUUCGAGAAGGCCGAGGAUGUUCCUGAUUAUCCAAAUGAGGCUGUCCCACUAUUCAUUGCCUUCCUCAUCCUGGAGUGGAUUAUUACCAGACUGAAGAACAAAAACGGCAUGAUAACAAACGAUAUGCUAACUUCCAUCGGUAAUGGCGUCAUUCACCAAGUGACCGGGGCAGCGAUUCGAGGCACGGCGUUGAUAGGGUACGAUUGGAUAUAUAAUAAGUAUCGUUUCAUUGACCUCGACUGGAAUUCCCCCGUGACCUGGUUUCUGGCGGCCCUGGGUGUUGACCUUGGAUAUUAUUGGUUCCACAGGGCCUCUCAUGAGGUGAAUAUCCUGUGGGGGAGCCACCAGACGCACCACUCUUCCGAGUACUACAACCUUUCCACGGCGCUUCGUCAGUCGACCUUUUCUAGGUACUUCUCCUUCGGGCUCUAUAACCCACUAGCUCUCCUGGGCGUGCCCUUGCCCGCCAUCUUGGUACACCAGCACUUCAACCUCCUCUACCAGUUCUGGAUCCAUACGGAAGUGGUCGAGAACUGCGGUCCGCUGGAGUGGAUCUUUAAUACCCCUUCACAUCACAGGGUGCAUCAUGGAGCCAACAAAUGGUGCCUGGACAAGAACUAUGCGGGUGUCCUCAUCAUCUGGGACAGGAUGUUUGGCACUUUUGAACCGGAAAGGAAGGACGAAAAGAUUGUUUAUGGUCUCGUUUCUCAACCACAGUCACUGAAUGCUGUUUGGCUUCAGGUAUUCUACUUCCGAGCCAUUUUCGAGAAAGCUCUCAGCAUGCCCACUUGGGGCGACACCCUCAGGGCCCUAUUUUACGGCCCUGGUUGGGUUCCUGGUACCCCAAGACUAGGGGACCCCUCGACGUUUCCUGACGUGAAGGCCCCCCGCCCCAAAUAUAACCCGCGGCUUCCUCUGUGGCACGAGAUCUACGUGGUGGUACACUUCGGCGCCAUUGUGGUCAUGCAACACGUUUUCAUUUCCAAAAUUGCGACCUUCUCCUGGUUCAUGGCUCUGGUGUUCCUGCUCUUCAUCCUGCUGUCUGUGGGGAUCAUAGGAGCCAUGUACGACGGCUGGUGGUGGGCGCCAUUGGUGGAGGCGGCCCGAUGCGCCUGCUACGUUGCCUACGCCAGGAGUUACCCAAUUACUUCGAUACCGGUUGUAGACUCUGUCAUCUUGGGCUAUUUCGCCUUGUCCACUCUGCUGUGGGCUUCGCAGAGCAUGUCUGUGAUACAGGCCACAGCCAAAGAGGCCAAGCUGCAGUAAAUGAGGGAUUAAAACACGAAAUUUUCGCCAUCACGAAAAACUGCUAAGCUCAUCUUUAGUUUUAGACGCAAGCAACCCCCCUUUUUUUCGCGCCUUCGUCUCUCGUAUUUCAGAAAUGCUGUGGUUGUUGUUAUUGUUGUUUUGCCAGGGUUAUUACGCCAUCACUUUGUCGUGAGCUUCGGUUCCAGCCACAACAAGAUCGUUUGUAAAAGUGGGAUAGGAACCUGCGCCAUUAUGUAAAUUCACCUUCCGGGAGAAGUGGUAAAAAGCGCGCCACGAAUUAUGUUACACUUUUUUCCCGCCAUUAGACCGAUCGGAUAUAUAUAUAUAUAUAUAUAUAUAUAUAUAUAUCUAU